UGGCGGACGACGGAUUGUUUGGAGAAUACGCCGCUGAGCUCUAUCACCGGUAUAUGGGAAGCAAUUCCGUGUACCUCUCGGACAUAUGUGUCCCUGAGGGACGCGCGGAGUUUGCUCAAUUAUAUGCUGAGUUUGAAGUGGGACUGCGGCAAUGCGACCAGAACACCAGAGAACAAUUCCGAAUCGUGUCCGAGCACGGAGACCACGUACACGUCGUGCACGCCUGCCCGUAUUCAAACUCAGCUUGUCGCUGUACGUGGCUCCGUCGCAGCGCCGUCUGGAGGUCGCGACGACGAACUCGAUUUAGACGACGAGUUUUCGUCGCUGACCUCAAGGUUGUCGACUGGGAAAACAUCGCUCGAUAUUUCGCUACAAAAGGACACGCAGUCCAAAACUGCCAAGGCACAUGUUAUGAUGGAAGACUACGUGUACGAACUCAAAAUGUACAAGAAGGAGGACAUACGCAAUUUGGAUCGGUCGCAGUGGUACACCCGUGUCCACGUGAAGGCGGUGGGCACGGUGAAGGCGAGCCACCCGACCAAAAAGAAGUUGGAUGGUUUAGUGGGCGACCUCAUGGCGGACCUGAAGACGAAACCGAACUUACGUAUGGAAAAAACCUUUUGUUAUGGCCAAAAACAUUAGAUCAGUUGCUGCUAUCCUAUCCUUGCUGUCCGCCAGACGCUUUUUUCCACAUAAAAGAGUUUUACGACAAUCCAAAGUUAAAUUUCCUCGAAGAUUCUUCCAAAAAAGUACGGGUCUCCCUGCGAAAUUGGUGCGCGCGUAUCGCCGUGUGGUCGAUUUCCGAUUUCGACAGAUUCUAUCAGACCCCCGGGGUUCACCCGUAUUUUAACGCGUACGCUCGCCAGCACGAUCAGGUAUAUUACGCCGUCGACGUUUCGGUAAAGAUCGCCAACGAUUUAUUGCAAUUGCAAUUUCAAAACGAUUCAGACACCAUCUUUAAAUUCCUCAAGGACGUACAUGACAUCUGUGAUAAAAAAAUACCGAAACGUAAUUCGAUGUGCGUAGUUAGCCCACCAUC
This is a messenger RNA of Adelges cooleyi (spruce gall adelgid), 1039 nucleotides long. RefSeq lists its product as uncharacterized. The record is from RefSeq and is a predicted model, not a curated record. Bases 124 to 642 code for a protein of 172 amino acids. The transcript is spliced from 2 exons. Lineage: Eukaryota; Metazoa; Arthropoda; Insecta; Hemiptera; Adelgidae.